Messenger RNA from Penicillium longicatenatum, 1980 nucleotides. RefSeq lists its product as uncharacterized. Gene Ontology annotation, molecular function: DNA-binding transcription factor activity, RNA polymerase II-specific; zinc ion binding. The coding region runs from base 1 to 1980 and encodes 659 amino acids. The record is from RefSeq and is a predicted model, not a curated record. The transcript is spliced from 5 exons. Gene Ontology annotation, biological process: regulation of DNA-templated transcription. Lineage: Eukaryota; Fungi; Ascomycota; Eurotiomycetes; Eurotiales; Aspergillaceae. Gene Ontology annotation, cellular component: nucleus.
AUGGCAUCGCGCUUAGCUGCUUGUGAAGCUUGUCGAAAGGCAAAGCUUGCUUGUGAUCACCAGCAGCCCGUCUGUUCGCGAUGUAAAAAUGGCAAGGGCGUGUGCAUCUACCGCACCACGCCAUUCAAGCGCAAGCGCAUCGAGAAACCGAGCAACUUGCCACCACCGGACCCAUCACCAUCUUUUACUCCUCGGCGUAAUCCCUACCCAAAUCCUGGGUACCUGGGGUCCUCUAGCCAUGCCGCCAUAUUUAAACACAUCACCACAGAUGGAGACCACAGCAUCAACACUCAGACCGGAAGCUCUGAAGCUCUGAAUCCAAAAUGGGUCGGCGACAACCAUUUGCUGCUCCAGGGAGCUGAUGUCCUCCGACACCUGCUAACAGCAUAUCCUCUCUCCGCCAUGAAAGAGCUUGUGAUGUUCUGGCUUGCCAAGGGAGCGAACCUUGCACUCGCAGAACCUUUCGUGGCUCAAUUCGCUGAAAGUGUGAGCCAGCUCUUCGCUGUGAAUGAUGAGAAUUGGCAUUUAACAUAUGCACGGCGUUUACUCCAUAACUCUGCGCAGCCACUCCAGUUCCAUCAAGCGAUGGACCUGUCCGAGUUCUCGAUGCAGUUCAUGGAUCAUAAUUGUCGCUGGGAAACAAUCGGCAUCUUCUUCGCGGCGGUUAGUCGUGCUACAAUUGAUAUUCCAUUCUUCCCACUGCUUUAUACAGCGGAGGAAGAUCAAUAUACGUUGAGGCGACUAACAACGAAGCUUUGUGAUUUCGCGCUGGAGAUUUCACUUUCACUGGACUGUCUCAAUGAUCUACAGUUAAUUGCUCAAUAUGAGAAUUUCAUCGUUCAUUCCUAUGUGGAUGGCGAUCAGAGUUAUCACUCCUGGCGGAAACUCGGCGAUGUUAUCUCCUCUACCUUCGCCAUGGGAUACCAUGAGAACCUCGAGGCUAAGCCUGGUAUCCCGCGGUUUCUCAUGGAACUACGCAAGUCCGCUUUUGCGCGCAUAUACUCCGCGGACAAGAACAUUGCUAUCUUUCUUGGUCGUCCCCCACGGAUGAACAAACGAUUCUGCCAUUUUCAAAUCCCCUCUUGCCAGACAAUUCCACGCACAGAUAGUCAUACGACUGCAGGUGCAACAACAACAACCGACAAUCGAAAUUAUAAUGGACAUAUUUGGGACCUCGAUUCAAAGCCUGGCUAUAGAGCCGACUCGCGCUGGUCUGCACUCUGCGCGUUCCUGAAAGAAGAGAUCUGGGAAUUAUUACAGGAUAAGCAAGAUGCAGAAUGUCUGCAAAGAGCCAGUACAAUCCAGCAAAAGGCCGAAGAACAAUGGCUCGCUCUCCCAGCUACCCUUCGCCUUAGUGGCAGUCUAAAACAUUGUUCCCGAACUCCGUUUGACAGGGACUUCCUAGCCCAUGCUCGUCUCCAGCAUCUACAUGUCCUCUUCUUACUCCGCCUCUUAUUACUGAAUACCAUGACCGAACCCGAUAUUCCCAUCAUCGAGACAGCGGGGCAGAUGCUCGCGCUUGUCGUGGAAUGUAUCCUUCUACGCGAUCAGUUGACUAACUCUGGAACUGGUCUUAUUUGGAAGGUCGCGUAUUACGGUCUCCCCGCGGCAGGAAUUAUUCUUCUUGCCCUUCUGAAACAACAUACGCACACGACACAGAAUAUAGCUCGCACAAAGAUUCUGCAAGAUCUAAGUGUUUUUGUGGCUGAGGUGCAGAUUGGUACCAUCGUUCGACCGGGUGAUCCGAAUUAUGCGUUGCUGUCUAAAGCUACGCAGACUAUUCAGCGGUUUUUGGACUCUUUUCACUCUGAUAGUGGGCAAGCUGCGACGGAUCCUAGAAGUCAUGAGGAGGGGACUGGGAAUGAUGAUUGGGCUGCUUUGUUAAGUCAGGAUUUGUGGGAUUUUGAGGCGAGCUUUUGGCAGUCUUUGGCAGAUCAUCCGGCUUUAUUGGCGGUUGAUCCGCCUUUACCUCGUGUUUGA